Molecule: messenger RNA, 2248 nt
Organism: Prunus mume (Japanese apricot)
Lineage: Eukaryota; Viridiplantae; Streptophyta; Magnoliopsida; Rosales; Rosaceae
Gene: LAF3
Product: Amidohydrolase family
Molecular function (GO): hydrolase activity, acting on carbon-nitrogen (but not peptide) bonds
Source: RefSeq, a predicted model, not a curated record
CUUAUCAGCGUGCCUAAAAUCAGAUCUCCAAGCCAAACUUCCAUCCAUUCUUCUCAAGGAGAAACUCUCCACAAUCACAUAACAGCCAAACUUCCUCCACCCAUUCUCACUUGUAAUCUCUUCUACCCUCUCCACUCUCGCAUCCAUUUCAUCCCCAUUAACCCAUCCUCCCUGCCUCUAAAACUCAUCUCAUAUUCUGAACGAUUGCUGAACUCAAACCUACACUCACCACUUUCUUGCUAUGUGGGUUAUAAGCUUUGAACCAGGUGAACCCGGUACGGCCAUUCCUAUCGUCCUUCACCAUUGUUCAGUAUAUAGGGGUCUGCUUUCAGUAUAUAGGGGUUUACCAGUCCGACAGAAGACUGAUCUUAAAGAGUUGUUAAGUUGGAGGUCUCCAAUGGCGGACUUGGUGGUGAAAAAUGCCAAGAUAUACACCAGUGACGAGUCUCUCCCUUUCGCCGAUUCCAUGGCCGUCCGCAGCGGAAGGGUUCUGCGAGUGGGCAACUACUCCUCUAUUAAGGAUAUGGUUGGAGAUGGGACCAAGGAGUUAGAUCUUAUGGGAAAAAUUGUUGUACCUGGAUUUAUUGAUUCCCACGUGCAUCUGAUUUCUGGUGGACUCCAGAUGGCGCGUGUGGAACUACGAGGCGUAAGUCAAAAAGAUAAAUUUGUGAGGCGGGUCAAAGAAGCAGUGAGAAAUACAAAUCAAGGUUCCUGGAUUUUGGGUGGUGGAUGGAACAAUGAUCUUUGGGGAGGGGAAUUGCCAAUGGCCUCUUGGGUUGACGACAUCACACCUUACAAUCCUGUUUGGCUGUCGAGGAUGGAUGGCCAUAUGGGCUUGGCUAAUUCAGUUGCACUCAAGUUGGCUGGGAUUACAACUUCAUCAGAAGAUCCAAAUGGUGGAACAAUUGUGAGAUUCACCAGCGGAGAACCUACUGGAUUGCUGAUUGAUUCUGCAAUGAAACUUCUCCUUCUAUCCAUUCCGGAGGUGUCAGUAGAGGAGCGGAGGGAAGCUUUGAGUAGAGCCAGCAAUCAUGCCUUGAUGAGGGGUGUGACAACAGUUGUUGAUGUUGGUAGAUACUUUCCUGGGGCAUCGGUGAAGCAUUCCUGGGAAGAUUUUUCAGAUGUUUAUAAAUGGGCUGAUUCUUCAGGGAAGAUGAUGAUUAGGGUCUGCUUAUUUUUUCCAUUGGAGACUUGGUUACAGUUACAUAAUCUUAUUACCAAAGUUGGCCGUACCAUGAGCCAAUGGAUUUACUUGGGUGGUGUUAAAGCUUUUGCUGAUGGGUCGUUGGGUUCUAAUAGUGCACUGUUUUAUGAGCCAUAUGCUGAUGAGCCUCAUAAUUAUGGCUUACAAGUGAUAGAUAAUGAAAGUCUCCUCAACCUGACCUUGGCUUCAGAUAGAGUUGGGCUUCAGGUUGCUAUUCAUGCUAUAGGUGAUAGAGCAAAUGACUUGAUCCUUGACAUGUAUGAGUCAGUGUUUUCUACAAAUGGAGUGAGGGAUCGAAGAUUCAGGAUUGAGCAUGCCCAGCAUCUGGCACCUGAGACACCAGCCCGAUUUGGUAAACUAGGGAUUGUUGCUUCAGUACAGCCAGAGCACCUAUUAGAUGAUGCUGAGUCUGCAACAAAAAAACUUGGGAUAGAUAGGGCUCAGAAGGGAUCUUAUUUGUUCCGGUCUCUCUUGGCUAGCAAUGGACAAUUGGCAUUUGGUUCUGACUGGCCUGUGGCAGAUAUUAAUCCAUUAGGUGGCAUUAAGACAGCAAUGAAAAGGAUACCCCCUGGUUGGGAUAUUGCUUGGAUUCCCUCAGAGACCCUUUCAUUGAAUGACACAUUGAAGGCGUUCACUCUUUCAGCUGCUCGUGCAUGCUUUCUUGACAGCGACUUGGGGUCCCUGUCGCCAGGGAAACUAGCAGAUUUUGUCAUACUGUCCAGGGACUCAUGGGAUGAUGUCGUGGUUGAAGGAUCUGCAUCCAUUGAAGCUACAUAUGUUGGUGGUGUACAGGCCUAUCCCUGAAAGCCUAUAAUCUUGAAGAUAAAUUACACUUUCUACAGAAAACAUAGGCUUAAGACAAGAGGGAAUAGCCCAACAUUUUAGGUUUAUAUAGUGAGCGGAAGUAGUAUGCAUAUGAUGUCUUUUGAAAAGUACUCUAGAAGAUGAUGUAGUCUAUAUGAGGGAUCAAAGGUUUGUAUGAUUUGCACAAUAUAACACAUUGAGCUAGGAAACGUUUCAGAUUCUGCUUGAAAAUCAACUUUU